This is a messenger RNA of Biomphalaria glabrata, 4748 nucleotides long. RefSeq lists its product as uncharacterized. Gene Ontology annotation, biological process: axoneme assembly. The record is from RefSeq and is a predicted model, not a curated record. The coding region runs from base 202 to 4575 and encodes 1457 amino acids. The transcript has 11 exons. Lineage: Eukaryota; Metazoa; Mollusca; Gastropoda; Planorbidae.
UGCUUUAAAGCUGCUAGAUCUAUUUCCGGCUUCCAUAGAUUUAGUGCCAUUGACUACGUAAAAUGUUUACAUUAAGAAAUUUCAGCAUAUCAGAUUGGUCUAUUCUGGUAGUAGGCCUAUAGAUAAAUCUUCACAAUCUCCAUAGUGGACCUUUAAUCUGAAGGUAGGGUGGUGUAUGGGCAUGGCCAUUUUUAAAUUAUCAUGAGCCAUAGGACUGGACUAUACAGCGGACAAAACAAAGCAGUUCAACUUUUUAAAGAAACUCAUUCAGAAACAGACAACCAAAUAAAUUUAAGCAAAGGACAAAGUAUCUUGAGUUUACCUACAAAACAAACAAAGGACAACAAAUCUCUGUAUGUCAAAAAUAAUAGAGAAACAAAUAAAAAACAUGAUAAAAUAAACUUCCAUACGAAAAAUUCUAAUUCUAAAGACCAUUCACUACCACAGUCAAAUGAGAAAGAAAACUUACAUGAAAGACAAUCCAAUAAUUUAUCUUUCGUUAAGAACACGUUUAAUAAACAAAGACUAGGUGAAUCUACUGAUUACAUUAAAAAGAUAAACUUUGAAAAACCGGAUCAUUCCAGUGAGGCUGACAAGAUUUUGUCCGAUGUAGACAGCGAGGAGGAGAAAGAUAUCAUCCUGUCUGACUUAGCCGAUCCUGACCGGGACACCCUAGGGUCAUCGAGCUCAGAGCUCGCAGCCCUUAAGAGCCCCUCUAGGGAGUCUCGCAACUCAGAUUAUGAGAGUAGCCCCCAACCUACACUUCCUGAUGAGUUUCCGGAAAGUGGGGAUACUGAUACACCUACAUUUACUAGCCCUCCGGCUGUUCUGACAAGAUCUGGUAGAGGUACGCCACAUCCCAGAGGUGCAAAGUCAUCAGCCAAGACUUCUGUUGGUUCCCAUAUCAUUGAGAAACUAAGUGACACUAACCAAUCAGAUGCAUAUGAAUCAGAAACUCUUUUAGAUGCUAACACUAAUGCUGGGAAUUCUCCUUUCAAGAGUCUAAGUCCUGCUCAAAAUCCGCUGCCUGAAUCUUUGAUUGUUAAGAAAACUCCGACUCCUAUAGAAACUGCUACACCUAGAGACAACUUCAAACCCAAUUCAAAACCCCCAGCUUCUUUUGAAAAUCAUUCCCCUCCCAAGCCUGGCUCUAGCCUUACUACUCCUUACUCAUCUCAUCGGCUCAAACCUCAAGGCGACGCUGCCAAACGAUCUACUGCCAGCUCUUUGAACCGUCGACCAGACGUCUCUGGUGGGUUUGAAGCUGAUAGCCUUGACUUUGUGAAAGACAGCCUUGAGAAUGCUUCUGUAGAUGUUGAAGCUGAUGAUGAUAAUGUGGUAGAUAAAAGUCAGGGUCAAGGUUUAAUUGCUGAUUCCCUUGAGGACAGUGAAACUGAAAAGCUUUUUUCACAAGCAGCAAAAACAAUUGAAAGAGACUCAGAUUCGCCAGACAAUCUAUUAUCAAGAGAGAUAAGUCUUGUUCCUGUAAAUGAACAUGAAAAACAGUUACCUCUCCCUGAUGCUAGAAAACUCUCGGUGACAAAAGAAGAUUCUUCUUUAUCAAUUAAACAAACUGAUAAAUUUUUUCCUUCUGUCACACCCGAUAAACCAAUCUUUAUUCUAAAAUCAGACCCAAGAAAGUCAAGGUCAUCCUCUACCCACACAACAGGGAGAUUAUCCCACCAAAGUCAAGCCAAGCUUAAUCCACAACCAACGGCAAAAACGGCUUCCAGCGUGCAUCAUUCCAUGAGGGGGCCGUCCACGUCAAACAGGGUGUAUGUCACCUCCCCGACAUUCUCGGACGAUGAUGAGACACAGUACCGGCUGGUGAGUAGCCGGCUGGACGGAGAUGAAGAAGAGGACACCUACAGGGAACUGGACAUGGCUGCCAUCCAAGGUCAGGCUCGACAUGGCACAGGAAGUGCUAAACUAUCAGGUGGCAAACAUGUGACGUACAGUGAUUCUAAACUUCCUGUUGCUAAGACACAGGAAAAUAAAGAGCCUGGCUACAUGUCUAAUCCUUAUGGUCUCAAGAUGGCCCCUGAGGCCAACGAGGCCAUAGAGAUCACUUCAAAGAAACAAUCUAGUGGGCAAAAUGUUGCUGCUGACCUCGGCAAUCCUGGCAUUAAUCAACAGGGGCGUAUUAUUAAUCAUAAUCCACAACUUACUGAGCAAGCCUUGCCGCCGUCACAUCUCAAAGAGCCUGUGCAGAGACCAUCCAGAGUUAGAGGCAUUUCACUUCCGACUGGGCCGACCUAUGACCCCAGAGACGAAGAAGAUCUACAAAGAGAGACCUCCUACCAGCAAGGCUUGCAAAUGAAAAUUCAAGAUUGGAACAGAAAAGUUGAAGAGGUCACUAUUCCUACACUGCCUUUAAAUAGUGGUUCUCAGGACUUUGUGAUGGACUCCCUUGAUUACGCCUCUGUUGAGGACCCCGCUCGGGCUUUUGUAGAGAUAUUCAAAGCUGACCCAAAUGAUUACUAUGAUAGGCAGCCACCGAAUGUUGGAUUUCGCAAUCCACCACCACUCCCACAAGAGUUUGUGGAUAACAAACAACAGCCAGCUACUGACCGCUUGAAAAACAUUAAUCUUGAGAAUGAUGAUGAUGUUGAUUAUGAAGACAUGCAUCACCAUCGGGUAAAUCCACAGGUCCAACCCAGGUUCUACAAGCCACAGACUGACCCAACACAUGGUUAUGAUACGAUGAGCAGUAGGUAUGUAGAGGUGGGAGACAACACAGAAAGAAGCCAACCAAGCAGUAGCUUGACCAAUGGUCAUUCAAUUCAUGCUGGCCAGAACAAUUACCUGAUAAAUGGCCAGAAAAAUUUGAAGAUGGACCACAAACUGAAUGUUCAGGAAAGUAUUGACUAUACAGACAGAAGUAAUUACAGUAAAUCAGAGCAUGACAUAAACAAAGCCAGGCCAAAAGUUACAGAAGCUCCAAUGGAGGCUGUCCAGCCCACUCCUCCCAAGUAUGACUACAUCAACAAUAACAAAGAGGAUUAUGGGAAGCCACACCCAAAAAGCUACAGCCUAAUACAUGAGGUCACCAAAGAGGAAAAAGAAAAACUCAACGAAAUCUUCAUACAGCCCAAGGUUAAGGAGAAGCCGAAGAAAGGAAUACUGAAGAAGAAAAGGCUGGACAAUGGCCAGGGUGGGUCACAGGUCACAGACCCCGGUCAGUUUGAAGAUGAGCAGCAAGAAGAUGAGAGAGAAUUAAGUCCAGCCGAACAGGUCUGGGCUCAAAGGUCAUCAACUCUGGCCAAAAGAUUUGAUGGUAAAGGUCGACAAGGGAAGAUAACUGGCGCCUUACAAAAAUACAACAGUGAAUCUUCUUUGAACCAGACACGAAGACCCUCUCAGCAGAAACCGUAUCCUGCAGACAGAAAAGCAUUUCUAACAGAGAUGCCAACACCUCCAAGUCAGGAGAGUUCUUAUAAUAAUCAGGUUUCUCUCCCUUACUCCCCAAGACAGAAUGACAUUCAAGUACUCCCUGUGUCAUCUCAAAUUAUUCUAGACGACGGACAGAGGAUAAGUGUCGAUGUCAACCUGAAGCUCAUACCCACACAACCAAUGUCACCUCAGUACCAGCAGUACCCACCUCAUGGCCAGAACUUACAUCAGUAUCCACAACAGUACACACAACAGCAACCUCAGUACCUACCCCAUGCCCAGAAUGUGCAUUCCCAGCAGCAGCACCCUCACCAUUCCUACCACCACCACCACCCAGAUGUUGACUAUGGGAGACAGUACCCCGCGGCACCGCAGUAUGUAGAUGAUAGCAUCUCUAGUCAUGACAUGCAAGCUUUGGAAUACAACCCAACAUCACCUCAAGGGUACAGAGAGAAUUACCGAUAUGUUUCCCCAAGGGAACGCUACUCUGCGGAUGAAGCUUUAAGGCAACUCAACAGUUCAAGGACAGAUAUUAACCCUUAUGGGAAGAUACCACCCAUCCAGAGGUCAGCUGAUGGGCAGCACCCCUCAUCAGCACCUGAACAGGCUGGGAGUUACACUGACAUGUUCCGGAAGCAGAAAGAAAAGAACAAUGAGAAACCUUGGUACCGCGUCUAUGGACUAAAGGACUACCGCAAGAUGCAGAAAGAAGUUCGGCUGGGGACACUAGGUCCUGACCUUGACAGUGAUGUCCUCAAGGAAAGGAGAGAAAAGUUCCAAAGACAAAGUGACUACGCCAAGCAGGUGAUGGAAAAAAACAAACAAGAUCUGGUCCAUAAAAAACCUCCAGCUUUCCCCAGACCCAAAGAAGAAAAUGACAUCAUGAACAGAAGAAAACUGGCGGUGGAGUAUGCCAAGUCAGUGCCUAAACCCAUCAUCAAACCACAGCCGACUGAGUACAACAACUAUGAGCUGGCCUCCGAGAGGUCACCCAUUGCCAAGCACCACAGGAAGCCAGGGGAUAUGGUCACACCCAGCCCCCGCCUGCCACAGAAACAGAAAGAGCCGGACCUGCUGGACAUCGACAAGCUACGCCAGCGCUACGAGGAGGACAAACAGAACGAAGCCUUAAUACGGCGGAACAGAAGUAACAGUUUACCGAAGGGAGAAAAAUUUUAUUAAAUUACUUGAUUCACUUACACUAAACUUGUCAUAGGACUUGCACAACUCUUCAAUUAGCUAGUAGUUGUUUAUUGAUCGACACAUAUAGAUUUAGAAUGUAACUAAUCAUUAAAAAAAAACAACUUUUAAAGCCUUUACUGACAUCUGAUAAGUGUAACUCAUAAUCCUCAAAA